Molecule: messenger RNA, 3284 nt
Organism: Osmerus eperlanus (European smelt)
Lineage: Eukaryota; Metazoa; Chordata; Actinopteri; Osmeriformes; Osmeridae
Gene: dbf4b
Product: DBF4B-CDC7 kinase regulatory subunit
Exons: 12
Coding region: 232-2745 (837 amino acids)
Biological process (GO): regulation of cell cycle phase transition; positive regulation of nuclear cell cycle DNA replication
Cellular component (GO): Dbf4-dependent protein kinase complex
Molecular function (GO): protein serine/threonine kinase activator activity; zinc ion binding; nucleic acid binding
Source: RefSeq, a predicted model, not a curated record
CUUGCCGUAGACAACAAUAUGUUCACGUCACAUGACAGAUGGAGGGGAGUUUGAAAUCGGCGGUUGCGGCUUCAAGUAAAAAUUUGACUGUCUUUUUACCAUUUGGGGAAUUUUUCCUUCGGUUCAUUAAACCUUUUGCAACUGUAGUUCAAUCGCAAAAUUUAAGUUAGUCUGAGUGAUAAGCAACAGCAGCAGAGUUAAAGCGCGGCUUGAGGUGGAGGGUCCGCCACCAUGCAGCCUAAUCGAUCUGGGAGAAACCACCACUUGGGUGUGCUGUCCUCCGGGGAAAGGAAGCUGGAGGGGAAAUCCUUCUACCUGGAUUCUGUCAAGAGUCGCCUUGCAGCUGUGCUGUUGGAGGCCAUCUCCAGCCUCGGAGGGCUAGUUGAGGAUUUCCUUCACAAGGACAUCAGCUGUGUGGUGACUGGAAGCCCGGAGGGGUUCAAGGGUCCGAGGGCGGAGGCCAUCCGAGAAGGGUCUGACGGGAUGAGAGGUGAGGCAGUGAGCUCCCCCCACCCCUCCAAACAGCGAGAAGGUAUUCUCAUCAACAGCAAAGGGAAUCAUCCCGGCACCCCUAGACCAAUGAUGUGUGGCAGCCGUGGGAAAGUCCUGCUAGAGAAAGCCAUUCGCAAUAAAGACCGACUUCAGGGUGGAAGUGUGCUGGCCAAUGCUAGUUCAUGGGGUGUGAAGAUUGUCCAUGUGGAUGAUUUCCUUUCUUUUGUAAAACAGUUGAAAGUUGAGUGCUCCAAGGUCAAGAAGCCAGAGCAGAAGAAUACCAAAAAGUGUUCUACAACACGGGUAGUCAAAGCCGUUGCUUUGAAGGCUCCAUACCUGAAAGUUGAGGACAUAUGCAGGAAAUACAAGCCCCUGCAUCUGCAGUCCAUGGUCUUCCCUGCUCUGCACCUGCAUGGCUGCCGAUUCAGUCCCUUUGAGCCCCCUCCACCUCCUCAGCCUGAGAGGGUCAAAGAGCAGAGCCAGAACAAAGCUAGAGUCAGGGUUAGCACCAGCGAAGACAAACCUCAAACCCCGCUCCUACAUACCCCAUCACUCUCCUGUGUACCCCAGGCACGCAGGAAGAACCUGGGCUACUGCGAAUGCUGUCAUGAGCCCUUCAAGGAUCAGGAUGAGCAUUUGCAGUCAGAGCAGCACCGUCGAUUUGUGCAGGACUCUUCGAACUACAAUGUGGUGGAGCAGUUGGUGGUUGACAUGCAGCCAGGCUUCGACCCUGAUCCAAUACAGGAGCCAACAGCUACACUAAUGAGAUCUCCUGACCUGGAAACUGACACUCCAAGUGAGACAGAGCAUGCCAUCCAGACACUGCUGAUCCAAGGUUCACCAUCCUGCAUCCUGGCUGAGUGUCCCAACCACAUCACCAGGCCAGCCACACCCACAGAACCACCUGACCCUGGGCCUCUUUCCCCAUGCCCUGACCCCCCGGGCCAGCCCUCCAGCCACUACUCCCAACCACCUCCCCUCAGCCCUCAAUGUUUGGAUCCAUCUGACAUCGUUGAGCCCCACAGCCCCUACUCCGAGCCCCCUGUCCUCAGCCCACAAGCCUUCCACCAGCCCCCAGAGAUAGAAGAUGCCGUAGUGCUGUUGGAAUCAGAUCCAGGUCAUCGGACUAUCCAGGUGGCUUUCCAUCAACCUCCCCUUCCUGUUUAUUGUUUGGAUCAUAAGGAAGAAGGACCGAGUCAUGACAGACUGCUUGUAGGGGACGACCGUCUCACACUUGGACGGGCCCUCAGGGCAGGAAGUGGGGGCUUGGGCAUCGGUAGGUCUAAGUCCCUCCUUCAAGCCUGUAGCACAAAACACAACCCCAGGAAACGCUACAGGUCAGCGAGCCCUGACCACAGUGCCAACAAGAGGAGAAGAACGUCACUGAUUGGAUGUCAGAGGUCUGACCCAAGCCAAGGCUUUAGUACUGGUUGGACCAUGCAAGAAGCUAAAAUGUUAAUCACAUCGACACAUGAGCCAGUAGUUAAAGUCACUUUGAAGCCGGUGGAAACUGGUGGAACUGUGGCUCACGAACACAUUGUGAAACAGCUCGAUGGGAAUGGAUGUCCAACAAUGAUUUCACACACACAAGAUACCAUAGACCAAGGUAGGUCUGACACCAGUCAUCAGUCUGGGCUCAGUUGUGGCCUGGCAAAUGAAAGCUGUCCUGCAGUGGUGGGUGACAAAACAACAAAUUCAUUGCAGAGAGAAGAGUUUGGUACCACGUACCCUACUUUCCUUUUCCCUGCUGCUACCACCUUUCCCAGGAUAUCAAACCCGGCUGUGCACGGCUCAUAUUGUAAUAGGAACCCCUCUCGAGACAUUUGUAUAAGACAACAGAACUGUCCAGAUGUUCCAAACAGCAGGUUUAUCUCCCCCAGAGAUGGAACUCUCUGCCCCGCCUCCAGCCAAGAUUCCCACCCUUCCCUGUCCCAGUCUUACUCCUCUGUCUGCAUCGAGUCGGCCCUCAUCCCUGACCUGGCAACUCCCUCAUCCUCCAACUCUGACUGGGACUGUGGGCUUGUGUUCCAGCUCGGUCCUGCCCCAGCUCUCCUCCCAAGCAUAGAGGGGCGCUGUGGGCUGGAUAUGGAGAUGCUACAGAGACCAUGCACAUGGAUGCAUAACACUAGCUACAAUUCACAUCUCAGCUCUGCUCUUCGGCUGCCUGUCUCACCGCCCUCACUUUGUGGGGACGAAACUGCCCCCUUGGCAUUCUCCAGGACUGUGAUGCAGAGUGUGGAAGUACAACAUUGACCUUGGUUUUGACUAUAUUCAAUCUAACAAAAGGUUUAAAAAAAAAAACAAUCUACUUCACUCAAUGUGAACUAAGCAACAACAGAAACUGUGUCUAGAAUGUCAGUAUUAGAUCUAGGAAUCUAAGAAGGAGACCGUUUCUAUUGUCCUUGUGUUUUGACCCAUCCCUAAUCCAUGUAGAGCUCCAGCCCAUAUUUCAUGUCUUGUGUUGACUUGUGUCUUUCUGCAGUGCGCAGAACACACAAUGGUAUUGAGAAUAAUGAGGCUUUGCAGGUGGGGGCAUUUCCCAAUUAGCUAGAGUGCUGUUUCUGGGUCGGGUCCCACCUCUGGAGAUGGUCAAACAGGCUAAACGUUAAGUGAGUCAAGGACUCCAGGCUCCAAGCCAGAAAACUGACUGAUUAAUCUGAAAUGGCUCGCUCUUAUUUUGAAGGUGGUCCAACAAAAGGCUGGGAGGGUGAAAGGAAUACGGUGUUCUAUGUGUAACAUUGUACCAGGAGGGUGUAUCUACCAUCAUACUGCUUUCACCUGUCAUUGUUCUG